Loa loa (African eye worm) is the source of this 481-nucleotide messenger RNA. RefSeq lists its product as hypothetical. The coding region runs from base 41 to 481 and encodes 146 amino acids. The record is from RefSeq and is a predicted model, not a curated record. The transcript has 2 exons. NCBI's taxonomy places the organism in Eukaryota, Metazoa, Nematoda, Chromadorea, Rhabditida, Onchocercidae. Gene Ontology annotation, cellular component: cell surface.
UAUUUAUUGAAAUUUUAUUAAAGUCACUCCAUAUGAAGUAAUGGAUCGUCAGGUAGUGGCAUUAUUUCUACUUGUUCUUUUGUCAUUAAGAAUUUAUGGUAAAUCGGAAUGCAUGCAAAUUGUUGGUACUCUUAUUUGUCCGCAAGAACCUAUGUUGGCAGGAAAUGUACAGAUUGAUUUGAAGGAUGAAGAUUGUAAGAUUUUCGGUCGCACACUGCCAUGGGAGACCCACGAUCAGAUGGGUCGAACUUGGUCCAAGUCUGAUGGUUCAUUUAUGAUUUCCGGAUGUGGAUCCGAUUUUGGUCCAUUUAAUGCACCAGAUCCAUAUAUUAUUAUUGAGCACAAAUGUCCUAGUAUUUUAAAGUCAACAAUGGUAGGAGUUAGUGAUUCAAGAAGAAAGACGCAAUUUGCAUUAACCAAAGUAUUUAUGCCAAAAAUCUUGAAUGUCGGUAAAGUUUUUCUGGAUGAUUCAGAUUUAUAA